GAUAAUUUAGGCUGCAACCCACCCGAGCACAUUCACCCAUCCAUCCUUCACACCCCACUCACAAACUCUCACCACCACAAUGUCUGUUUCCGACGACGCAAAGAGACUCGAAAAGGCCUUCGUCAAAGAAGCAAAGGCUGACGACAAGCAGGUCUCCGGCGCCAUCAAGCAUCUCAAAGCUGCCGAGAAGGCAGAGACUAAGGCCCACAAGGCCGUAGACCACGCCAUCUCGACCGGCGAGAAAACAGAGAAGAAAGAGCACAAGACGGCUCAGAAGUUAAACGCGGCCGAUCAUGCCCACAACGUCGCCGUCCAGAACGCGCAGAAGGCGGAGAAAGAAAUCAAGAUGACCCAUGAGCGAGAAGCACGUCUCCACCAGGAAACUCUCGCCAGGAAAACAGAGCUCGAACAGGUGCAGGAGCGUAAGGCCUCCGCCGACCUCCAGCGCAACAACACGCUGGAUAAGGUGCUGCACCCCAAGAGCGCCGAAGAAGGAAACGCAAUUUCGCCCACUCAGCCGACGACUGAGUCUCCUACUUCGAUCUACCACCCUACUAACGGUGUGGCGUGAUGCAGUGGAUUUCCGUCUGCUACCUAUGAAGUUUCUCUUUCUUUUUCUUUCUUCGACCGUGGAAGUAUGACAUCUUCAGCCUAUUUCAUCCUCUCUUAUGCUUCAUACCCACAAUUCCGAUUCCUUCCUCUCGAGUCCUCUUUCUUGGGGGUCUAAUCCUGUUCGUGUACACAUCUGCACUGUAUCAAGGCAACCUUGUACUAGUAUCGGUAUCGAUCACUGUCCUGUAGCUAUUCU
Molecule: messenger RNA, 808 nt
Organism: Stereum hirsutum FP-91666 SS1
Lineage: Eukaryota; Fungi; Basidiomycota; Agaricomycetes; Russulales; Stereaceae
Exons: 4
Coding region: 80-571 (163 amino acids)
Source: RefSeq, a predicted model, not a curated record